Triticum urartu is the source of this 3659-nucleotide messenger RNA. RefSeq names its product putative receptor protein kinase ZmPK1. Lineage: Eukaryota; Viridiplantae; Streptophyta; Magnoliopsida; Poales; Poaceae. Gene Ontology annotation, molecular function: ATP binding; protein serine/threonine kinase activity. Gene Ontology annotation, biological process: recognition of pollen; protein phosphorylation. The record is from RefSeq and is a predicted model, not a curated record.
AAGCUUCACACACUCAUGUGUGUGAUAUAUACAUGGCUGUAGCACUGAAUUCAUCAGUAGAACUACAAGUUAGAACCAGACCACGACUGCCAUGGCGAUGGCGGCCACCAAAAGUGCAUACACCUUCGCCACAUCCAUCUCACUCCUUCUCCUGCUGACGAUCCCCGUUGCCCUCGCGAAGGGCCAAACCCAUGGCACCAGCUACCUCGCCAGAGGCUCCUCGGUGUCCAUCCAGCAGUACGGCCCCAGCACCGCCGCCACCACCACCACCGUCCUGGCGUCGCCCAACGGCGCCUUCGCCUGCGGCUUUUACAGGGUGGCCACCAACGCCUUCACCUUCUCCAUCUGGUUCUCCGGCUCGGCGGCCAAGACCAAGACCGUCGUCGCGUGGACGGCCAACCGCGACGCCCCGGUGAACGGCAGGGGGUCCAGGCUCGCCUUCCGGAAGGACGGGGCCCUGGCCCUGCUUGACUACAAUGGCGCGGCCGUCUGGAGCACCAACACGACCGCGACCCGCGCCAGCCGCACGGAGCUCCUCGACACCGGCGACCUCGUCGUCGCGGACGCGGACGGCCGGCGCCUCUGGGGGAGCUUCGACUCGCCCACCGACACGCUUCUGCCGUCGCAGCCGAUGACCCGGCACACGAAGCUGGUGUCUGCGUCUGCCAGGGGUCUGCUCUCCUCAGGGUCGUAUACAUUCUACUUUGACAAUGACAACCAGCUCAAGCUCAUCUACAACGGCCCUGAGGUCAGUAGCGUAUACUGGCCUGACCCUUUCACCAUCCCGCUUAUCAAUCACAGGACUACCUAUAACAGUAGCCAGUAUGCAGUUCUUGAGCAGACAGGCUGGUUCGCCGCGAGCGACAACUUCAAAUUUGCAGCUUCUGAUCUUGGUGAUCAUGUUAUGAGGAGGUUGACCCUGGAUUACGAUGGCAACCUUAGGCUCUACAGCCUGAACGCGACCACCGGCGGCUGGUCGGUCUCUUGGAUGGUGUUCCGCGGAGUCUGCAAUAUUCAUGGACUCUGCGGCAAAAACACCCUCUGCAGGUACAUACCCAAGCUCGAGUGCGCUUGCCUCAGAGGCUUUGAGGUGGUCGAUGCAAGCGACUGGAGCAAAGGGUGCCGGCGCAAGGCAAACCUCAGGGCCACCCAGGAUUUCUCAUUCAGAAAGGUCGCGGGAGCUGAUUUCAUCGGGUAUGACUUGCUCUACUGGGAGCGGGUGACAAUUCGGAACUGCAAAGAUUUGUGCUUGGACAAUGCUAAUUGCCAAGCCUUUGGUUACCGUCAGGGAGAAGGCAAAUGUUUCACAAAGGUCUAUCUUUAUAACGGCAAGAACUUUCCAAACCCUCACACUGACAUUUAUCUCAAAGUUCCCAGGGCGGUGUUGUCUUCGUCAGAAUUGGCUUCUACAGUGACCCAUGAAUGCAAAGUUCAUCAAAAGGAGGCCAACACUUCAUCGCUAAUGUUCCAGGAUGGCCCUUCUAACUUCAAGUUUGGCUACUUCCUUUCUUCUGCAUUAACACUGCUUUUCAUUGAAGUUAUAUUAAUCAUCGCCGGGUGUUGGGUCGUUCACAAAUGGGAGGGAAGACCAGAGAUUAUAGAUGAAGGUUACACGAUAAUUUCCAGCCAGUUCCGAAUAUUUAGCUACAGGGAGUUACAGAAGGCAACAAAUUGCUUCCAAGAAGAGCUAGGUAGUGGUGGGUCAGGAGCAGUUUAUAAGGGAGUCCUCGAUGAUGAAAGGAAGGUCGCAGUGAAGAAGCUAAACGAUGUGAUCCAAGGAGAGCAGGAGUUCAGGUCCGAGCUAAGUGUCAUAGGCAGAAUCUAUCAUAUGAAUCUGGUCAGAAUUUGGGGGUUUUGUGUCGAGAAGACGCACAGGCUCUUGGUUUCUGAGUUCAUUGAGAAUGGUUCUUUGGCCACAGUUCUUUUUGAUCACCCGAGCAACUCUUCUCCUGUGCUCCAAUGGGGCCAAAGGUACAAUAUUGCACUUGGGGUGGCAAAAGGACUGGCCUAUCUCCAUCACGAGUGUCUUGAAUGGAUUGUGCACUGUGAUGUCAAGCCAGAGAACAUAUUGUUAGAUAGAGAGUUUCAGCCCAAGAUUGCAGAUUUUGGACUGAUGAAGCUACAACAGCGAGGAUCAAGCGCACAAAUGUUGUCAAAAGUGCAUGGGACUAGAGGCUACAUUGCACCAGAAUGGGCUCUAAAUCUUCCAAUCAAUGGUAAGGCCGAUGUUUACAGCUACGGCGUGGUGCUUCUUGAGUUAGUGAAGGGGGUUCGUCUUUCCGGAUGGGUGGCUGAGGGCGAGGAGGAGGUUGAAAUGGCUGGUGUAUGCUCCAUUGAGAUCCUUAAAGAAAAACUAGCAGGCGAAGACCAGUCAUGGCUUCUGGAGUUUGUUGACCACAGACUGGAUGGAGAAUUCAACCAUUCAGAAGCGGUGGUAAUGCUUAAGAUAGCAAUAUCAUGUGUGCAAGAGGAGAGGAGCAGAAGACCGAGCAUGAGCCAUGUGGUCGAAACUCUGCUUUCACUUGUGGAAUAAUGUUCAGUCAGUAUUGUAUUUACUCCUUCUUUCUUUUUUUGAGGGGGGUCAGUAUUGUAUUUACUAUGGUUACAUCUAGCUGAUGUGAGAAUAAUACUCUGUGAUGUUGCAGAAAAUUUGCUGCAAGCCUUGUCCCUGCCAUAUGUAGCGACUCUCCGGAUCUGUAUCAAUAACCAGUAAGUAGUAUUUCACUUUUGCCUUCCUGUUUGGAUGCUUAGGUCCACCUAAAAAAACACAUCUACCUUCAGUUAUCUGAAGAAAUGUUUGAUCCUAGUGAGCUAGAUAGAUUGAUAGCAAACAGAGAUGUAUCAAACCUGUCAAUUUAUCAUGCAGCCAAGAGAUUAAGGAAUAGAAUGUAAUCAAAGUUAUAUGAUUCAAUAUACAGUAGAAUCAGCAAUGACCAGUUCACCAGGUGCUAGGCGGGCGUCCUCCAAUCGCUCAUUGUUGCUGCCACCGAGCGGGCGAGCGGCAGAUUGUCUUGUGCGCGGCGUUGAAAGGAGCCGGGCACCACCGCCCCAUGGAACGGCACCCGGAAUGAGCCAGCGCAGGAGCCGGUACCCGCCUCGGCGCCUCCAUCCCCAACCAAGUACUGCGCGGGGUCAAGCAUUGCUCCAGCUCCUGUACAGGGACGACAGCCUUAGGACCUCGCGGUGGACGCGUAAGCCGGCGGUGGAGGAGAGGAGGCGCCGGCCACGAGCUUCCCUCCCCGGCCUUCUAAGCGCGCCGCCGCAGGAGGGGAGAGGGGAGGAGGGGGAGGUGCCGGACUCUCGGUGAGGAAGGCGCCCAAGGGCGAGGAGGGUUGGGGACGGGAGGAAGGGGUGAGAGGAGCUGGCCCUAGAGGUAGUGGUCGGGCAGCGAGCUGGACGGCGCGGUGACGGCCGCCGCGGCGCUAGGAGGGACAGUGGAGACUGGAGAGGGAGACGCGCACCUGCUUUUUUUUUUUUCGGGCAGUUGUACCCGGCGAACGUUCGCUGUAAGGGAUGGCAAGCAAACCAUCUUUCCUGUCAGUUUUAGGGGUAAAACGAGAUCAAACUACCGCAUCUACCUUCUUGGGGUUAGGGAGAACUGUCAUGCCUUCUGGGAACCGUAGAGAUAAGGAUAGAUCUACCGGAGAGGGGGAACAAGA